GUGACAUAUAUGAUUGUACAAAGACUUUCUAGUUCUUCCUGCUCUAGAAGUCUUCUCAUCUAGCUCCAUUUUACCGGACUCUAGUUCGAGUUUGGACUCUAGAGGUUGGUGAACAUCUUCUAAAUAUACAGCCAUACACCAAGCAUCUCUUUAUAAGUUUAUAUAACUAGCUCCAGGGUGCUUGCAAGUUUGUUGUAUAAUCCGAGAAAUUCCACCAGGCAGGAGCAGUGAUAGAGUAAAAUAUAGUUAUGGAUCUGGAUACUCUGUUCGAUGCUGCCAUGGCCGGAGAUGCUGCUGCCACUGCUGAAUUGGAGAUAGAAGCUGAUAGACUGUACCGAUUCGAAGAAACUAUCCUUCACCUGCAAUCAGAGAAGGGAAAUACAGAACGUGUGAAAUUCAUUUUGAGGAAAUUUGCACACAAAAAUCUUUUGGCGAAGCUUAGUAGAUAUAAGCAUACAGCACUUCACUUGGCUAUAUAUGAAGGCCAAACUGAAGUGGCUGAGGUCCUCAUUGAUGCAGCUUGCGAUUUGCCACCUCCUUCAGAUGAUGAUCAUAAUCCGAAACUUACUUCUUUUCAAGCUUUUGUCAGGCAAGGUGAUAAAGAUAUGGACACCGCCUUACAUGCAGCAGUGUUGAGAGGAAAUGCCACUAUUGUUAAGCGACUAGUAGAAGCCGAUCCCACUGAUACACAUAUUCAAAACAAUGAUGGUAAAACACCAAUGUACAUAGCUGUGGAAAACGGGCUCAACCAUAUUGCAGAGAUUAUCUCUACAACUUGCAAAGCUCCGUCUUUGGACGGACCUGAUGGUAGUACUGUGGUGCUUUUUAAAGACUCUUCUGGUAAGAGCCCUGGUGGAACUCUAUUUAAAAUUAUGGAUAGAUAUGCUUUCUUUGUGGCUGCCAUUGCGGGAGAUGCUUAUGCCAUAGCUAAAUUGGAGACGCAAGCUGAUAUACUCAACCGAGGUGAAGAAACUACUAACGCAAAACGUGUGCGAGUUAUUUUGAGGGAGUUUGCAAAAAAAAAUCUUUUGGCUAAGCUGACUUCAGAGAAACAAACUACACUUCACUUGGCAGCAAUAUAUGGACACACUGAAUUGGCUGAGAUCCUCAUCGACGCAGCUUCAUAUUUGCAUCCUUCAGAUAAUGAUAACACUCAAGAAGAUCCAACUACUUCUUUUCAAGCGUUUCUUAGGCAAUCUGAUCUAAAUGAGGACACUGCCUUACAUGCCGCAGUUAAGAAAGGGAACCUAGCUAUUGUUAAGCUAUUAGUAGAGGCGGAUCCAAGUGAUACACAUAUUCAAAAUGAUGAUGGCAAAACACCAAUGUACAUAGCUGUGGAACAAGGGUUGAACAGUAUAGCAGAGGUGAUCUCUACAACUUGCUUUGCUCCAUCUUUGCUCGGACCUGAUUGUAGUACCGUUGUGCGUGACAAGAAUUUCGACCAAGCUGAAAGCCCAGGUGGAAGCCUCUACAAAAUUAUGCACAAAGAUGCUCUGUAUGCAGCUGCCAUUGCGGGAGAUGCUGAUGCCAUAGCUGCACUGGAGAUGCAUGCUGAUAAACUGGACAAAUACGAAGAAACUAUCCUUCACACAGAAUCCGAAAACGGUAAUACAGAAGAAGUACGAUUUAUAUUAAGGAAGUUUGCAGACAAAAACCUGCUAGUCAAGCUUAACAAAUAUAAACAGACUGCACUUCACUUGGCAUCGUGUGAAGGACACACCGAAGUGGCUGAGAUCCUCAUUAAUGCUGCUAAACAUUUGCCGCCUCCUCUAGAUAAUGAUAGUUCAGUUACUGGUUUUCAAUCUUUCCUUAGGCGAGAUGAUGAUGAGAUGGAUACUGCCUUACACGACGCAGUUAGGAAGGGUAAUGUCGCCCUUGUUAAACUAUUAGUGGAGGCCGAUCCAAGUGAUUCACAUACACAGAACAGUGAAGGUGAAACGCCAAUCUUUAUAGCUGUCAAAAGGGGGUACUAUGAUAUAGUGAAGAUGAUCUGUACAACUUGCACUUCUCAACUUGAUUUGGAUGCUCCUGAUUUGGAUGGUCGUGCUGGCAGGACAACUGUUUUACAUAUUCUUAUCAAGAAUCUCGACAAAGGGAGCAAAGAAGAAGGUACAGCAGUGAUUAAGUUAAUCAUUAAAGCGGUCAAACAUGCAAAUAAGCAUGGGACCCCAGAUGAGAGAUCUAAAAGGUUGAUGCAGUUCUUCACUAAGACCGAUGAGAAGAGACGUAUGAUUUUAGAACUUGCUGUAGAGGAAGAUCAUUUGGACGUGGUUCAACUGAUAUUAGCGAAAAAUCCAGCUUAUCACUGGCCGCACAGGUAUCCUGAGUUGAUUGGUAUCAUGCCUUUAAUUUACAGAGCCAUGGACAUGGAUAAAGAGAACAAUGCUAUGGUCAAUUUACUCACCAGAGUAUAUCAAAAUGGAGUUCAAUCCAGUAAGACUGCCAAUGUGCACAAAAUGAUCUCUGCUAUUGAUAGCCGCAAGGAAGAAUAUGUCCUUAGCCUGCUGAAUAAUCGUGGUGUCCAAGAUCUUGUUACCUUUCACGACAUUCUAGGAUGGACAAUACUUCAUCAUGCUGUGUAUUACGAGCAUAAUUCCAUAAUUGGAAUCAUAAUAGAAGCACAAAAAACAUAUGGACAUGGAUUUAGAUAUCCAGACAGAAUUUCAACUCCCUUUCAUGUAGCAGUCCAGAAAGGAUAUGUUUCUACGAUGAAACUUUUGUUACGGUUGUGGCCAUCUUCAUCUUCUGCAUAUAUUGAUGUUGAUAGAAAUGGAAGAAAUAUAUUACAUUUAGCAGCUUUGCAAAGUGGAAAAGAGAUGAUUCGAUGCAUUUUAAAAUAUUGUCCACAAAUGUACAAAGAGUUUGUGAAUAAGAAAGAUGACGAUGGGAACACACCUCUUCACUUGCUUAUUUGUGGUGGUUGCUUCAUUCCAGAAUUCCUUAAAUACCAAGGACUUGAUAUAAGGAUAGAAAACGAGAAAAGAUGGAUCCCCCGUGACAUGUUGUAUUUUCAAGAUCAAAUCGUCGAAGAUCAGGUGCAAAUCAGGAUUGCACUUGAUGGUAUCGAAACUGAUCCUACAGGGGAUGGUAAAUUUUCUCGUUUUGUACUCCCAAGUAGACGAAUGAGAAAAGAUGUGAUUCUUGAUAGACAAGCAAAACUGAUGAUACAUGAAAAGUAUACCGGGAUAAAAGAAGAUCCUGAUGUCAUUGCCAAUUGUUUUGCCGAUGCCAUUGCGGGAGAUCCUAUUUCCAAAGCUGUAUUGAGGAUGAAAGCAUAUAAACUGAAUGAAUUGGGAGAAACUAUCCUUCACGUUGAAUCAAUGAAGGGAGAAAUAGAAAACGUGCGAUUUAUUGUGAGUGAGUUUGCAAACAAAAGCCUUUUGGGUAAGCUGGAUAGAUCAAAACAAACUGCACUUCACCUUGCAGCACAACAUGGACACACUCAAGUGGUUGAAGCUCUCAUUGAUGCAGCCAGACUUCUGCCUAAUGAUGCCCAUAAUCAAGUCACUUUUCUUCAAGAUUUUAUUAGGCAGGCUGACGUUCAAAACGGGAACACCACAUUACACCUUGCAGUCGUUAAUGAUAAUGUGGCUAUUGUAAAGCUCCUGGUGGAGGCUGAUUCAAACGAUAGUCAUGUUCGGAACCAUGAAGGCAAGACUCCAAUCUACAUAGCUGCUGAAAAUGGGUACAAAAAUAUAGUGAAGGUGAUUUGCACGGCUUGCACAGCUCUGUCUUUAGAUGGUCCGAGUACUGGGAAGACAACUGCUUUGCAUUCUCUCAUGCAAAAUAUAGACCAAGAAGGAACAGAAGGAGAGAGUGAUGUGAUUGGGAUGAUGGUUGAUGCAGCCAAACGCUGGAGUAGUGCACAGAACGCAUCAACUGCAGAUUUUGAAGCAUUAUUUAAUAGAACAGACGAGCUGGGAAGAACUGUCUUGCAAAUUGCUGUGGAGAGAAAAGAUGUCAACGCUGUUAGAUUGAUACUCAAAGAAGAUCCCGCCUAUCAACCUGGUGGUGAAAUGAAAAGAAAUGGUCUCAUGCGUUUAAUCUGCAAGGCCAUUGAUGACGAGUGUAGUGAUGAUAUUAUCACAUCACUCUCUCAAACAUACAAAGCUGGAAUUAUCCACCAUGAUCCCAAGGAUGUGCUUGCCUUAAUUCGUGCUAUUCAAGACCUUGAUAAAGAUGUUGUAUUAAGUCUCUUGGGAAAGGCUCAAAUACUCGCAACUUUUACAGAAGAUAAUGGGUGGACACCACUUCACUACGCUGUGUAUUACGAAUUUGAUGUCAUACUUGAUGCCAUGAUAAAAGCACAAAAAGAUGUGGGAUACCCAUUUGUUUACAAAGAUAUGGAAACAACUCCAUUUUAUGUAGCAAUCGAACGUGGAUAUACUUCUACGUUGGUACGUCUUAUGGAAUUAUGGCCAACUUUGUCUUCUGAUGAGUGCUCUCCAUACACACUCGUUACUCAAGAUAGUCAGAAUAUGCUACAUAUGGCAGCUGUUGCUCGUGCUCGUGCUACUGAAAAUAGAAAAGAUGUUGCUGAUGCUAUUGAUAAUAGAAAAGUUUUUGCUGAUAGUAGAAAAGAGAUGGUACAAAUGGAAUUAUGGCCAGCUUCGUCUUCUGAUGCAUACUCUCCAUACACACUCAUUCCUCAAGAUGGUAAAAAUAUACAUAUGGCAGCUGCUGCUCAUGCUGCUGAAAAUAGAAAAGUUGUUGCUCAUGUUGUUGAUAUUGUUGAUAGUAAAAAAGCUGCUGCUGAUAACAGAAAAGAGAUGGUACAAAGUGUUCUGAAGUAUUGUCCGAAUAAAUACAAGGACAAGAUUUUAAAACAAAAGGAUAAAAAUGGCGAUACUCCUCUCCAUCUACUUAUCUCCCAUGGUUGUUUUAUUCCCGCACUAUUAAAACAUGAAGGACUUGAUACAAUGGCAAGAAACAAGAGAGAUUUUACUCCUCGGGACAUGCUCUAUGUUGAAGAUGCUACUGUUGUCGAUCAGGUGCAUAUUAAAAUUGCCCUUGACGAGGUCCUGACUAGUAAAUCAGGAUGGAAGCUUUGGGGUAGAAGAACAGAGAAGAAAGAGGAUAUUUGGAGAUGUAAUAAAACUCCUCCAAGUAAACGAAAGGAAAAAGAUGUGAAAUUUGAGGGAGAGAAGAAGAUAUUAGAGAAGCAGAGGACAAAAGAUCGAAAAACAUAUAAAAUGAGGACCAACACCCAAAUACUAGUUACUGCACUGACAACCACAGUAACUUUUACUGUAGGAUUUACUAUGCCGGGUGGUCUCCAUCAAAGUGGAGAGGAUGACGAAGGACUAGUGAUUCUUUCUAGAAAGACAGCUUUUAAUAUAUUCAUGGUCUCAGACGCACUAGCUCUACUGAUGUCAACAUCUUCAUUGUUUUUCUACUUUCUUGAAUCGAUGAAUGAAGAUCUCCACCAAGUAUCACUGCUUAAUGCUUCAUCAACUGUGCUGAACAUUCUUUCUAUUUCGGCAAUGAUGGUGACUUUUAUUGCAGGAACGUAUGUGGUCUUAUCCGGCACACCACUUCUUGCCAUAGCCAUUUGCAUUAUCGGUUCUCUCUUUUUUCUUCUUAUUCUUAUUCUAUGGAUCAUGAAGAUAGUAUUUGACCGUUACAAAAGAAAUAAAGAUUGAGUAUGCAUAUCGUUAUUUCCACAUGUUUAAUGAAUCUUCUAAUAUAAUGAUGUAUUAUGCAUGACUCCAAUAUCAAGUGAUCUGUAAUUAUGUAUCA
Daucus carota subsp. sativus is the source of this 5739-nucleotide messenger RNA. RefSeq lists its product as uncharacterized. The record is from RefSeq and is a predicted model, not a curated record. NCBI's taxonomy places the organism in Eukaryota, Viridiplantae, Streptophyta, Magnoliopsida, Apiales, Apiaceae. Gene Ontology annotation, molecular function: protein binding. The transcript has 9 exons. The coding region runs from base 249 to 5642 and encodes 1797 amino acids.